Molecule: messenger RNA, 378 nt
Organism: Aspergillus uvarum CBS 121591
Lineage: Eukaryota; Fungi; Ascomycota; Eurotiomycetes; Eurotiales; Aspergillaceae
Exons: 2
Coding region: 1-378 (125 amino acids)
Source: RefSeq, a predicted model, not a curated record
AUGUCCGACGACGAGGCCAGCGCAAGCGCCGAGUACCACGCUGAAUACCACCCGCAUCUGCGGGAGGCAGCAGCGUACACGGCCGAGGAACUGAGGCGGCGAGCGUUCGAGGUGCGCCAGAUCCGCGGCGCGGACGCCGCCGGCCUCGAAUGUUGCCUGCCCGAGGCGCCGCGCAGCAAUCGGACGCGGCCGGACCAGGAGCAGUGUCCGAUGUGCCAGGCGAGCUGCCACCCGAGCUGCCUGGACCAGCUGCGCAACGAGGAGAUGCGCCGCGGGCGGCCGCUGGUAUACGGCUGCCCGCGGUGCGGCACCCUGUGGCGCACCGACGGCAGGGCGAGGUUUCUGAUUGGCACAGCUAUCUUGGACCCUAAAUCAUGA